Nicotiana tabacum (common tobacco) is the source of this 2677-nucleotide messenger RNA. The record is from RefSeq and is a predicted model, not a curated record. NCBI's taxonomy places the organism in Eukaryota, Viridiplantae, Streptophyta, Magnoliopsida, Solanales, Solanaceae.
CAUAUUGCAACUAUGAUUUUGGAUCCCUUUUCUAGCUUGAUCCCGGAUGUUAAGUUUUUUAUUGGUCGAACACUUGUUGUGCCUGUUAAUGUCAAUUUGGAUGAUUGUCAUAUACUUGAUACUUGUUAUUGCUGUCAAAUGAGGGCUUGUGCAUCUCUCCACUAUGUGUCUGGAUCAACUAUAGGGACUAUUCUAUUUUAUAGUUGUGUGGACAAUUGGUUCGACACAGGGCAAGAUUUCAAGGCUAAUUCAUAUGUACUUUUAUAUGUUCAAUCUGAAGGUCUAACUCACAUUUUACAUGAGGAAUCAUGGCUGAUACUUUUUCUUGGUUAUGAGUUUGUCCUGCAACAUGAUAAGAAGUUCACGAUGGCUAAUGAGGUUUUAGAUACUAAGAAUUUUGUCCUUGCUGAUUUUUUUUUUAUUGAGUCUGAAAAUCCAUCUUGGGUUGAAGAGUUUACGUCAAUUAUCAAGCAACUACCACUACAUGAUUUUCGGGUGAUAGUUUUGAGUUGCCUAGUACUGCAUUUGGGGUGGCUAGUAUGGCAGAUUGUCCAGGUUGUAGGAAUUUCUAAUAUCAGCUAUUCAUGUGAUGCAAUUGGUUUACUAGUACGAUGUGGCAACCUUGAAUAUCAUAGUGGACCAUCAUCUUCUGAGGACAUGUUUUCUAUGCACCUUGUGCUGGAACUUUGGGCAGGAGGGGACCUGUUUGAUGGAACCAUUGCCCGCGGAUAUUCGUUAGACAAAGAAACUACUGAUAUUUUUGGACAGCUUCUAACUGUAGUCUGUAAUUGCCAUUUCAUAGGUGAUGAUCGUUGGAAUCAAUCAUUGGCUGGACACUCCAGAAAAGUCUACCCUCAGCAGGACUUGAGCUUGCUCAACGCUUGGAGGAGUUGCCUUGUACUCUUUCCGCUUGCAUUUGUGACCAGUUUAUAAAGAGAAGUACGUUCGACUCAUAUAGUGCACUCGAUCAUGCUACACCUCUUAUAGCUUUACAUCAAUUUUUCCUUGAUCAGUUCGGAAUAGAGUUUUCAUUUGAUCCCGUUGGCCUCAAUGGUACUUUGGAAGGUGACAAGCUGUCUAAUGAAAUGUCCAGUUGCAUAAUGGAUGUAUAAACUGUUCCACCUCGGCCACUUCCAAAACCACAUUUCUUGGCCUUCAUAUUGGAUCUCUUGGCCCAAGUCUCGCAUUCUGUUGCAAUAACAACGAACCUCGACUCUAAUGGGCUUGUCAUAAUUGGUGUGGAUGAUUCCAAUACAUAUGCUCGUCUUCUAGCUACAAACUUCAGUAGUAAAACGCAACCUGCAACAACCGCGUUUGCUGCCAUAUUACAGGAGCGAAGAGUAUUAAAAUUAAGGAGUGGCUAUAAGGUGAAGCUUCACGUGGUGCACCUUGUUGCUUACACAUUUUACGGUGUCAUUAAAAUAAUAGAGUUGGUUGCACAUCAUAGUUUUCAUCAUGGCUUAGGGCAUGCAUUAGUGUAUGUUAUCCUCUUGAACAAGUGUGUGAUUGUAGGGCAGGUUAUCAUUGAACUCAAUUUGAUAAUACUGAUAUAUUUUACUGUAAACCAAAUAGAACAUGGUUGGUUGAUAACCGUAGCAAUGGAGAAAUUUGGUGAAGAGAAAACUACUAAAAUUAUUCAUUUGUACUUCAAGAUGGAUAAUUCUAGCUUCGACGGGUCCAAGCAUGUUAAGAAGUGUUGCAUGUCUUAUGUUUCACAUGCUUUUGGAGAUCCUUUUGAUCAUAGUAAUACUCUUCUUGGCAUCCAAUUAUCUGAGACUAUUACUAACAUUGUAGCAUAUCAUGUGACUAUUUCAUUUGAUAGAGAGGGAGAUGGCUCUACUAAUACCAAGAAGGUUUUCAAUUGGCUAGCAAUUUCGUUGGUGCAAGCUAGUCCACUUGUUCUUGUCCUUUCAUCAAGAAUUGAUGUUGAAAGAGAAUGGAGUGAAAGGGGCAUUGCAGCUAUUGUUAGCCAUAUCUGUGUGUUGCUGUUAGAAAGUAUAACAAAUUCCCCUCAUGGGACAGCCAAUAUUGCUUCUAAGAUCAGAACCAUGCCAUAUGAAAGCUUGAAUGACAUCAUUAGGUGCUUUCUGUUUUUGAACACAUCUCCAAUUACUACACAUUAUUGUCAUGUUAUCUUGAACAAAGUGGUUAUUCUACAGAAGCUAGGCGAUAAUGAUGAAACCAAGUCGACACUACCCCAAGCUGCCAACCAAACUAUGAUAUUGUUCCUAGUGGUUUUUGCCUAUCGCAGCCAUGAAUUUAGCUCUCAAAGUUGCCUUCCUGACUUGAACCUUGAGGAUAAGGUUCUUUUUAUCGGCGGAAGUAUUGUUGUGAACCGGCGUGACCCGGUAUGGGAUUAUGGUCCAGAAGUAUGCAACAAGGCCGAUCCAGUUGGUAGUAUUGGGCCUGGAGCAAAAUGGAGAAAAGGCCCAAUGACUGAACACCCGAAUAGAACACAUUAUAUUUGAAAUCCAGGCAGUAUACAAGGCAUGUGUAUUGUUACCAUGCUUAGGCAAAGUUUGCUUUCUCACCUCCUCUUCUGAAUAUGUCUAAUUCCUCAUCCCUUUCUGAUUAUCUAUCAUAUUUCUUCAGUUGUUCUGCAAUUACUGUUGUUGUUCACAUUCUAGACCUGUAAUCUUCUAGUUGUUGAGAGCAAUGUAGUAAAAAUACUUUAGUA